GGCGUGUGCGCCACUUUUCGCUGGGUAAAUGGUUAACUAGCGUAUGGACAAGAAGAUCAUCAAACACGACUGCUGAGAGUGAAAGCGUAAGAAAUGGAUUCUUCUGGCUCGGAGCCCUCCAUACCCACAGCGUCCAGAAGUUCUGGGCGGUCGCCACAGGCUGCAGAUGACAACAACACAGGCAAAAGAGAAAGUGGAAAGGGGAAAAGCAAAAAGUCCAGUCUACAAGAAGCAAAAAGGAAAGGAAAAAUGGACAGAAGCAAAGGAGAAGAUGAGCUAAGCAAUCAGCUUAAAAACCUGGGUUUGCACAGCCAAAGCAAGGCUGCUGGAACUGGCCUUGUGUCUUCAGACGUUUUCACAGAAUACCACUGCCUUUGGGAUUCAAGCCAUCCAGAAUGUCCAGAGAGAGUCAGUGCUGUGAUGAGCAUGGCCGAAAAGCAGGGCCUGCUUGCUCGCUGCACGAGAGUUGAGCCCAGAGUAGUCACAGAGGAGGAACUUUUGCUGGUGCACACGAAAGAAUACAUUGAGCUCAUGGCCCGGACAGAGACAAUGACAGAAGAGGAGCUUAAAUCUUUAGCAGACACCUAUGACUCCAUUUAUAUUCACCCAAACACAUUUAAAUGUGCACGCCUUGCUGCUGGUGCUGUCCUUCAACUAGUAGAUAGCAUUAUGAUGACAAAGCUCCAAAAUGGUUUCUCUGUUGCCCGGCCUCCAGGUCACCACGCGCAGGCUUGUGACAUGAAUGGUUACUGCAUGUUUAACAACUUGGCAAUCGCAGCACGCUACGCCCAGACGCAUCAUGGGGUGAAACGGGUCUUGAUUGUGGACUGGGACGUUCACCACGGACAGGGCAUCCAGUACAUUUUUCAGGACGACCCCAGUGUGCUCUACUUCUCGGUGCAUCGGUACGAGGAGGGGGCGUUCUGGCCUCACCUGAAGGACUCGGACAGCAGUGCCAUCGGCAGCGGCCCAGGAGUGGGCUACAACAUCAACCUGCCCUGGAAUCAGAUUGGAAUGAAGGAUGGCGACUACCUCACUGCCUUUCAGCAGCUGCUCCUGCCUGUUGCCUAUGAGUUCCAGCCAGAGCUUGUGUUGGUUGCAGCAGGCUUUGACUCUGUGAUUGGUGACCCUAAGGGAGAGAUGUCAGCCAGUCCAGAGUGUUUUGCCGUCCUGACGCAUCUACUGAAAGGUCUCGCUCAGGGUCGACUGGUGCUUGCCCUGGAGGGAGGCUAUAACCUGGAGUCCAUAGCCAAGGGGGCGUGUGCCUGCCUGAGGGUACUGCUGGGGGAGUCCUGCCCCUCCUUGGAUGCCCCCGUGGCACCUUGUCAAAGUGCCCUGCAGUCCAUCUCAGAAGCCAUCAGUGCCCUGUACCCGUACUGGGCCUGCCUACAGACAUUCGAGGGGGGUCCCUUGAAUCUGCAGCUAGAGGAGUCAAAGGGGGAACAGCCAGGCAGCCAGCUCACAGGCCUAGUAUACGACCAGAGGAUGAUGGAGCACCUCAACUUAUGGGAUGGCCAUCACCCGGAGCAGCCAAUGAGGAUAGCUCGCAUCUUCUCGCGCCAUGAGGACCUGGGGCUGGCAGCCCGAUGCCACAGUAUACCCGCCCGCCUGGCCACAGAGAAGGAGCUCGCACUGUGCCACAGUGCUGAGCAUAUCGAGACCAUCAAGAGCACAGAGACUAUGAAGCCUAGAGAUCUGCACAGGCUGGGCGGCGAGUACAACUCCAUCUACAUCAAUAACGAGAGCUACAAGUGUGCCCGGCUGGCAGCGGGCUCCUGCUUCAACGCAGCACAAGCUGUGCUUAAUGGACAGGUGCGUAAUGCCGUGGCCAUCGUGCGUCCCCCGGGCCACCACGCGGAGGCGGACAAGGCGUGUGGCUUCUGCUUCUUCAACACGGCGGCGCUGACAGCGCGCUACGCCCAGAGCCUGUGGCCCAAGAACAAGCCCCCGCUACGCGUCCUCAUACUCGACUGGGAUGUGCACCACGGCAACGGCACGCAGCACAUUUUCGAGGAGGAUGACAGCGUGCUGUACGUCUCGCUGCAUCGCUACGAGGACGGGACGUUCUUCCCCAACUCCGAGGAUGCCGACUUUGACAAGGUCGGCCAGGGCAAAGGUUGGGGUUUCAACGUGAACAUUCCCUGGAACAGAGGAAAGAUGGGUGACCCAGAGUACCUGGCAGCCUUCCACCACAUUGUCAUGCCCAUCGCACGGGAGUUCAGUCCCCAGCUGGUGCUGGUGUCGGCAGGGUUCGAUGCUGCACGCGGUGACCCUCUGGGGGGCUACCAGGUGACCCCUGAGGGCUACGCCCACCUCACUCACCAGCUCAUGACCCUGGCGGCCGGCAGAAUAGUCAUCCUACUGGAGGGUGGCUAUAACCUGACGUCCAUCUCCGAGUCCAUGGCCAUGUGCACCAGUAUGCUGCUGGGAGACCCGCCACCCCUGCUGCCCCCCAUGCCACCCCCCCAUCCAAACGCCGCCCUCAGCAUCAACAACGUCCUGCGCGCUCACGCCCCCUACUGGAAGUCGCUCAGAGUGCAAAUUCCCGAGUCCCUCCGCCUCUCGCUGCCCUCUCCCAAAGCAAAAGGCAAGAGGACGCCUGUCGGAAAAGGUAAAAAAUCUCCCGGACAGUCGACUCCCUCCAACAGCCCAGGCCAGGGCUUCUCUCCAUCUCCCUCACCAUCACCAUCACCGUCAUCGGCAAGAGGAACACCAGCGGCGGCCUCCCCUGUGGCCUCAUCUCCAGGCCAGACCCAAACCCAGACCAAUACCCCAGGUCUGGAGGAUCUCACCAAAGGGCUUCUAUCCCUGGACCUCAACACCACCAGCAGCAGCACCACUACCUCAGCCAGCAGCAGCCCAGCACCCAUGGCCUCUGGAGGGGCCAGGCCCAAGGUGAAGCCCAGCCCUCGGAGAGAAGCAGACGUGAAGAUGGAAGAAGAGCAUGUGGGGGCGGGGGCGGGGGUGGCACCUGACACCCUCACAGCACCCUCAGCCAACGCAAAGGAAGAGAGCCAAGCCAGCAUGCAGGGGGAUGCCCCAAGGGUAGAGGUGGACCAGGCAGCUGCAGGAAGUGACGCUGUGACCAUAGCAACAGGCGAAGAACUUGAGGGGGCCUGUGGAACGGCACAGAACAUCUUCAUCAUCUGUGGAGGCAACGACAUGGACUCAGGUGCAGUGCAUCCCCUGUCCUGGUGUCCUCAUCUGGAGGACCUGAAGCCGGUUCCCCCCGCGGGCAUCAACAUUAAGGAGCCCUGUGAGGAGUGUGGAUCAGACGAGGAGAACUGGCUCUGUCUUUGCUGCUACAAGGUGUUGUGUGGUCGCUUCAUUAAUGAGCACAUGGUGUUGCAUGGGGUGACGUCUGGCCAUCCCCUGGUGCUCAGCUUUGCUGACCUGUCCGUCUGGUGCUACCCAUGCGAGGCCUACAUCGACAACAAGGCCCUGUACAACGCCAAGAACACAGCGCAUGUGGCCAAGUUUGGACAGGACAUGCCCCUCCCUGCUUUUGAGUAGAUGAAGGACUAUGGGGCCUUGCUGUGAGUGUGUGUUGAGAGAGAGUGUAUGAGUAUGUGUGUGUGCGUGCGUUUAUUUGUUUCUGUGUGUCUGCGUGUGUACUUGUGUGCAUGUGUUGGUGUAUUUUUGUGCCCGUGUGCCCGUGUGUGUGUUUGUCAGAAGUCCACAUGGGGCCAGGAGAAGUACUGUUGUCCCAAAGCAAUAUCAGCAUGCAUCUAAUACCUGCACUCCUCCCUGAGGACUCCCAAGUAUUCUCUUCAUCUUCUCCUCCAACCUCUGUGGUGCUAUUCACCUGGAGAGAAAAAUAAGCUGUUCAUAGCUUUUUUAUAUAAAAUCCUUUUUCCACCAAUUUCUUGAAUUAUCUUUUGUAAUAGGACAUUAUUCUUUAUCAUCACUUGUUAUCUCUCUCCUCAGUUUCUUUUUUUAUUGAUUUAUGGUGCCAAAAGUGAGACAAAUUUGCCAAACUACUCCAUAUGAGUAGCAGUGCGAGGUGUUGUGUUCCUCGGACCACUUUUGUUCUCCUGUCCUUAACUUAAUAUGUUUUCUAACUGUUUGUUGUUUCUUCCCCUUAAAUACAGGAAAUAUCACAUUCCUGUAUCAAUAUGUUUAUGAGUGAAAUUGAGUGAAAAAGUUUUUUUUUUUAGGUUUAAAAAAAUCCUUUCGUGGCCUUUUAUUGUUUUUUUGUUUUUUUUGCAAAAGAUGUGUGCUGCUUUAGGUUUUCUUUAGUAUCUCCUUCAUACAUGACAAAAAUAUGUUAAGUAGAAUUAUACUCACCAACAUAUGGACUUUUUUUCGACAUUCUGUCUAACUCCCUUCUUUUACCUCUUUUCAAAUAUUGUUUUUUUUUCUCAAGAGAUCCCCAUCCAUCUUAUAUUAAAUCUUAGACAUUGCUGUCAGUUUUUUGGUACUGUGUGAACAAAUUCAUUUAUUUUUUAUGUCAGUAUAACUUGCUGAUGAAUCAUGAUCAAUUUUGGUCCACAACACAUUGCUGUACAUAUUCUAUAUUAUAUCCAUCAUGUAAAACUGACCAAUAGGUUUCAAUAGCUCUUCAAUUGUGUGUCUGUUCAACAGUUCUUUAAAAAAAAUUGAUGGUCAUAUUUGCUGUCAAAAGAUUUCUCAGCUCCAUAACUAAAGGCAACAGUUUGUUUCUUAAAAGUCUGAAUCUCAGUUUUUCUUCUGUCGCCGGCAUCACUUUUAUAACACAGUCACACAAUUCUAGCCACUAAAACACACACACACUUACACACAACAGACUCAUUUGAAUUUAGCUAUCUGAUUGUCUUGACAUGACGCUACACGAGCAUUGACAAGAUAAAUCAGAAAGCAGCUGCCGUACGUCAUCUCCCUCCGAUUUCAUGGCUCUGUUUUCUGAUGAUGGUUGUUCUGACCAUCAUGGCAAGCCACACAGGCGUCUAGUCUGCUUAAGUCAAAGUUAGCCAGCGAUACGCAUGGUGCGGUUGGAGGGAGAAGUCAACAUCACCAGCGAUGCUCAAGUCACUUUAGGGUAGUAGUCAUUUCUCUGUGUGCAUGUUCUACAGGAAGCACAUUGAGUCAGAAAGCAUGAAGGAAAUCUGUGUUUUUGCUGUUGUAUUCUCUAUAUGCUUGAUUGUUAUGCUACUGCUGCUAAUAACUGGUCAGUGCCUAAUGUUGAUAUUGGCUGUGCAUAACAGAUGUCUGCACAUAAUGCACAUAUCUGAAAUGGUUCAGACUUUUUUUAAAAUAAGAUAAAUUAAUUCAAAAUUGCCUUGUGUUUUUAUUCAUUCAUCAAAGUACUUUUCUUUUCUGCGAAUUCUGUGAAUGUCGCUUCAACAAUAUUAUCACAAUAUUGAAUGAAGCCACCUAUCAGGAAAAUCUGGCAGAGAUAUCUGAAUCAUCAUCUUCCAAUAAUUCGAUUGAAUGUCCAUGACUUGCAAUGAUCUUAUUUAUGAUCUUAAUCAUGUUAAUUGCAGCAACCUCUCUAUUCAGAGAUCCUAUUUUGACCUGGAUUUUUCCCCGUGUGUAUAUUUAGCAAAACUGUUGGAUCACUGAACAGGGUGUUUAAUGGUUAAGACUUGUGUUGCGCUAACUUGUCUUUUGUUAGCAUCCUGUCGCACCCACUUCCUCACUUUUAAACACAAAUCUACAGUAAAUAUCAACACCCUUAAAUAUACUUUAUCAGUAAUAUAGAAAUGAAUGUCAACCAUCCAUGAAGUGUUUCAAGUGUAGCAGAUAUUUUGAAAAAUCAAAUCCUCUUCCACAACAGUGCAAUACUAUAAUAAUAUUCGAUAUGGAUGACAUAGGUCAGUUGAAUUGUUUUGAUUUUUUUAUUUAUCUUAUCUGAACUCUGCAUCUGGUGCACAUGUCAAAGCCAACGUUCUCUUUCUUUUCAACUGUAACAAAUAUUAUAAUCUGUAACUUAUUACUGUUUAUGCUCUGCAAACAUUUUCAAUAAAAUGCACCAAUUGUGUAA
Engraulis encrasicolus (European anchovy) is the source of this 5962-nucleotide messenger RNA. RefSeq names its product histone deacetylase 6 (gene hdac6). Gene Ontology annotation, biological process: negative regulation of transcription by RNA polymerase II. Gene Ontology annotation, molecular function: histone deacetylase activity; transcription factor binding; zinc ion binding. The transcript is spliced from 28 exons. The record is from RefSeq and is a predicted model, not a curated record. NCBI's taxonomy places the organism in Eukaryota, Metazoa, Chordata, Actinopteri, Clupeiformes, Engraulidae. Bases 94 to 3513 code for a protein of 1139 amino acids. Gene Ontology annotation, cellular component: histone deacetylase complex.